CCUCUGUGUUUCUCACAGGUUUGGAAAAAUGGCGAAAAGAAUUGCCGAGAAGGAACUGACGGACAGGAAUUGGGAUCAAGAAGAUGAAGCAGAAGCGGUGGGGACGUUCUCGGUGGCCAGCGAGGAGGUCUUGAAGAACCGAGCCAUAAAGAAAGCGAAACGCAGAAAUGUCGGGUUUGAGGUGAGUGGCUGCAGCCUUUGUGCUGGGCGCUGGCGCCCGGGCGGAGGGCUGCCCGCGAGGCGCGGGCAGGUCUCGGGCCUGUUUCUCCAGGCGUCUCACUCUUUUCGAUGACGCUGGAUCUCGGCGUCCUGUGCUGGCUGCGGCGCCGUCUCGCUC
Molecule: messenger RNA, 337 nt
Organism: Condylura cristata (star-nosed mole)
Lineage: Eukaryota; Metazoa; Chordata; Mammalia; Eulipotyphla; Talpidae
Gene: NUP50
Product: nucleoporin 50kDa
Exons: 2
Coding region: 29-292 (87 amino acids)
Cellular component (GO): nuclear pore
Source: RefSeq, a predicted model, not a curated record